Molecule: messenger RNA, 1419 nt
Organism: Tinamus guttatus (white-throated tinamou)
Lineage: Eukaryota; Metazoa; Chordata; Aves; Tinamiformes; Tinamidae
Source: RefSeq, a predicted model, not a curated record
AUGUCUGAACAUAUCCAGACUCCCUUCAGUGCCAACCGUGUAGUCCAAGGUUCAGCAAUUCAGCACAUUACACAACAACUGGUGAAAAAUGAAUUGGAUAUAGCUCCUACUAUGGGAGAGACUCUUAAGACCAUUCAGCAGGUGAAAACUGGCAAGGCAGCUGGGGCUGAUGGAGUCCCACCUGAGGUCUGGAAGCAUGGAGGCCAAGCACUCCGUGCUAAAUUUCACGAGCUCAUUGUGCGCUGCUGGGAAAAAGACGAACUACUACCAGGUCUCUGUGAUGUAGUCAUCAUCACCCGGUACAAGAAGAAAGGAGAAAAGUCAGGCUGCUCAAACUACCAAGGUGUAACUCUGCUCUCCACUGCUGGAAGAAUCUUCACAAGAAUACUUUAGAACAGAUUAAUUCCCGGUAUCUCAGAAGAACUCUUACCUGAAAGCCAAUGUGGUUUCAGAGCCAAUAGGAGUGCCACAGACAUGGUAUUUGUUCUCAGACAACUGCAAGAGAAGUGCAGGGAACAGAACAAAGGACUCUAUAUAACUUUUGUUGACGUCACCAAAGCUUUUUACACUGUGAGCAGAAAAGACCUGUGGCAGAUCUUGGAACAAUUAGGAUGCCCCUCCGAGUUCCUCAAAAUGAUUAUCCUGUUACAUGAGGAUAAUCAUGUGACCUCGUGCGGCCAAGUCAGAUAUGGCGAUGCACUCUCUGAGCCCUUCCCAAUAACCAAUGGUGUGAAACAAGGUUGCGUUCUCGCACCAAUUCUAUUCACAAUUAUCUUCUUCAGCAUGAUGCUCCAAAGGGCCAUGGCAGAACUUGAUGAAGAAAACAGCAUUUACAUCCUAUGUCGUACCGAUGGGAGCCUAUUCAACCUAAGGCAUCUGAAGGCCCACACCAAGACCCUAAAACAUCUUCUCCUGCUGCCUCCGUACAAUCCUAAACAUCCACUGACUGAUUACGUGACUAAUGUGGCUGUCCUUGGACAGGCAGGGGUCACCAGUAUUGAGGCCAUGCUGCUGAGAACGCAGCUGCGCUGGGCAGGGCACAUCUCCAGGAUGGAAGAUCACCUCCUCCCUAAGAUUGUGCUCUAUGGUGAACUUGCCACCGGCUGCCGCAAGGGAGGAGCCCCAAAGAGGAGAUACAAGGACUCCCUGAAACAAUACCUCAGCUUUGGCAAUAUUGACUACCAUCAAUGGUCCACUCUGGCCUUGAAUUGGGAGACAUGGAGACGCACCAUCCAUAACGCUGCUGCUUCCUUUGAGAACACACGCAGAAUCAGUCUCAAAGAGAAAGGACAAUGCAGAAAGAACCGUGCCUCGCCCGUACUGCCUAAGGAGACCUUCCGCUAUGUCUUCUGCAACUGGACUUGCCCUUCCUGCAUUGAUCUUUUUAGCCAUCAACAUGCUUGCAGCAAACGUGGCUAA